Molecule: messenger RNA, 1253 nt
Organism: Humulus lupulus (European hop)
Lineage: Eukaryota; Viridiplantae; Streptophyta; Magnoliopsida; Rosales; Cannabaceae
Exons: 2
Coding region: 418-810 (130 amino acids)
Source: RefSeq, a predicted model, not a curated record
UGACAUAGCAUACUCAAUCGUUUAUACUAUCUCACUGUUCGUGUAUUUGCUUCUAUUUCAGACAUGGACUCCGAGAACGUAUUCGACAUAUACAGUGCCCCCGAGGCUCCCUCGAGCAAGAAGAAAACAAGCUAGAGGCAUCCCAGGGAAAGCAGUAAAACGCCUCAGGCCAAGAAAGCCCACACUGCAGGCCCUUCGGCUGAUGGACCCUCAGCAAAUGUAACACCUCCUCCUUCUCCUCACGAGCAGCAAACUCCCCUUGCUCCUGCUGGGUCGACACUGUCUCCACAGACCCCAACCGACCCAACUCAACAGGCUAGUCCUGCUUCCACAGGGGGUGACAUAUCGAGUCGCGCCUUAAGAUCGGUCUAAGACAGGGUCGCCAAAAUUUUGAAGCACGAACGUUGCUGAGAGGUGAUGGCUUCGACGGAGACAAUGGACGUUUACCAGAUCCUAACCCUCGCAUUGAACGAGUUUGCCAGUGCAAUGCUGACCCUUGCUGUCGGCCGGCUCCGCUCGGAUGCUGCUAUCGAGCAGUCCAAGUCUUUGGAGCAACGACACGCUGACGAACUCAAAGCUGCCAAAGAAAAAUACGCUGAACAGCUUGAGGCGGUGCUCGAGGAGAAGAACAAACUGGCUGAGGAGUUGAGGGAGAAGAAAAAUGCUCUGGAUAAGGCCAUCGAGCAGAGAGAAAACUUCAAGGAGUCUAACCGCAUCAAUUACCGUGCAGCUAAAAAGCUCGAGGAGGACUUGACUGCGAGUAGACAAGAGACUACAGCCUUGGAGGGCCGGAUCAAGAAGCUUGAAUAAGCCAAUGCCAGCAAUUUGGAAAGGUACAAGAACGCCACGGUUAAGUGUUUCUAUGACUUCUGGAAACACAACCAUGAGGCUGACUUUAGCUGCCUUCCCGAGCGCGCUAGGCAUGCUGAGAUAGCCUGCUUCGUUGCUCGAUUAGCGAAAGAAGAGAAAGCAAGGGUACCUGCCUCGCCCGAAAUCUCCUUAGUAAAUGGCUUGGACGAGGCGGACAAUGAACCUACAUAUGUCGUCGACCAGGGCACCCCUCAAGAUCCUCCAGCCUCGUAGUCUGCCAUUUUUCUCUUUAUUUUUCAAGUACACAGCCUAUAGGUCGUGAUGUAAAGACACUUAUUUUCCAGUUGACUAUUUAUUGCUGCAUGGGCAACAUUUACUUUUAAUUGAACAAUUACAUCCGAGUAGUGACUGCUCGCGGUGUAAAAGGAUACACUUUGACAUUA